AUAGCCUGUGCGUGUCUUGUGAGCGUUUUUAUGCGCCAGCGUGGAGCGCGUAACGGCCAGCAGAGACCUGGCAGGCAGCUGCGUAAACACUGCCUAAGCCUUUCCAACACUGCGAACAAGGAUGUAGGCCGCAACUGUCAGAUGCAGACAGUCCGACCGUGAUAGGACCGAGGACAGGCUAUUCACGGCGUGAUAAUGUUCGAACACUUUUCACCGAUGCGCUUUAGAUGUUCCGAUCGACCCUGAUGCCAAAGCAUCAGUAAGGUCUGGAAAGUAGUUCGGAGAGGAAUUGAUCAGGUAAAGACAGCUGUCGAACGGUUUAUAUUCUAAACAGACACUAAGACGUUUUUAAAUGGAACUUCCAAAAGUCACAUAACCGACAUAAACUACUUUUUGACGCGUGCGUAUGCGCGUUUUGGGGGAGUUGGGGAAAGGGAGGGUAGGGGCUGUCAGUUCCGCGAAGGAACGUCAUAUCGUGACGUCUCCGUUUGGAGAGAAGAAAAAAAAGAAGGGCGACAGAGGAGAGAACAGCCGCGCGGCUUAACUUUGUGCUCCGAGACAUAUAAAACACAGACGCCCAACUCCGACCGGACAUGAGGCGCACAGAUCCCGGUUUUCUCCACUCACACCCUCUGUUUUUCCCGUUCCUUCUCCUGAUAAAAAAAAAAAGUGAUAACAACCCUGGAUGUUUACUGAUUUAACCUACAUGUGACGGAUUAUGUAGUCUGAUUUUUAUCUGGCAGAUUUGUGGAUUUCAUCAGUUUCUCCGGAAUCGCCGAUUUUUACGCACAGAUUUUUUCCCCUCCUGUUUAUGCUGUAUUUUUUGCAGCAACUUUAUCCUGUGGUCGGAAACGCACGAUCCCACACGCCCGAUCUCUCAAGUGAACAUCAGUAUCACAUCUCCCCUCGGGCUGCACCCGUAAUAGCAACACGGAUCGCUUUCGCGCACCGAUACUGCGCCCCUCACACAGGGCCCGGGUCACUUUAUGCGACGCACUUCUCCAACUUUUUUUGAGGGUCUUAACGACUUUUGGACCACAGUUUCGGGCCAUCGACCGUCUGAAAUGCUUCCCCUGUGCCCCCUGUUGCUCCUGUUUCCCGCUGCGCUCUUUGUGGCCGCGCACGGCGUUGGAGAUCUUCAGGGAUUCAUUUCCCCCGGAGGCAGCGCCGGUUUCGACCCACCAGACCCAUGCAUGGUGAUGUCUCCACCAUGUAUGAAUGAAGCCGAUCAUUACAGCCUGGAGGCACUGAGGAGCAUCCACCAGAUGAUGGACGAUGACCAGGAUGGUGGGAUCGAGGUGGAAGAGAGCAUGGAGGUAGCCAAGUUUAUAAUUGAAGACAUGAAGCAGCAGCAGCCCCACAAACACAGCAAGCUGCACAGGGAGGACCAACACAUCACGGUGGAGGAGCUCUGGAGGAGCUGGAAAUCAUCUGAAGUACAUAACUGGACUCAAGAGGAGGUCCUGCGCUGGCUUAAGGAGUUUGUGGAGUUGCCACAAUAUGAAAGGAACUUUAAAGACUUUAAGGUCAACGGAAACACCCUCCCCAGGAUCGCUGCAAAUGAGCCCUCGUUCCUCAGUGGCCAGCUGAGAGUUCAGGACCAGAGAGAUAAACAGAAGCUCAACAUCAAAGCUUUGGAUGUCGUUCUGUUCGGACCACCGACACGUCCCCCUCAUAACUACAUGAAGGACUUGUUGCUCAUUGUAUCUGUGGUGAUGGGUGUCGGGGGCUGCUGGUUCGCCCAGGCCCAGAGCAAAGCCAGCAAGAUCCACAUCACCAAGAUGAUGAAAGAUUUGGACAGUCUGCAGAGGGCUGAACAGAGCCUGAUGGAUCUGCAGGAACAACUGGAGCGAGCCCAGGAAGAAAAACGAAAUGUGGCGGAGGAGAAACAGAACCUGGAGGAAAAGAUGAGGGACGAGAUCAUGGGGGCGCAGGAGGAAGCUCACCGCCUGCACGAGCUGAGGCAGGGAGCGGUCAGCGAGCUCAGCCGCCUCCGAUACGCAGAGGAGGAGCUGGAACAGAUCCGCGGUGUGCUGAAACAGGCAGAAAAGGACAUGCGGGCUAGCUGGAGCGUCUCAGAGGCCCUUCAGCAGUGGCUGCAGCUGACACAUGAGGUGGAGGUUCAGUAUUACGGUGUCAAAAAGCAGGCCGCGGAAAAACAACUGGCCAUCGCGAAGGAAGAGGCUGAGAAGAUUAAGAAGAAGAGGAGCUCCGUGCUGGGGACGCUCCACGUGGCCCACAGCUCCUCCCUAGACCAGGUUGACCACAAGAUUCUGGAAGCGAAGAACGCGCUGUCUGAGGUCACAGCCUGCCUGCGAGAGCGCCUUCAUCGCUGGCAGCAGAUCGAGAUCCUGUGCGGCUUCCCUAUCAUCAGGAACCCCGGUCUAGUGAACCUCACCGCGCUGCUCUACUCUGAGUCGUUAUCCCUGGGUCCGUCCCGUGUGCCGCAGCCAUCCUGCUCGUGCCACAGCUCUAUCCAGGGAUCAAUGGAGGAUCUUAUAGACGAGCCCGCCCCUCCAGGCUUGCCCCAGAUGUCAGUUUCAAUUAAGCGAUCUCCUCGGCCCCUGGGGUCCACCAUAUGCAGGGCGCGCCGUCCAGGCACCGUACCUCCGCCACAGGCUACCAUUAUGUCGCAGGACCCUGACCUUCUGAUCCCCAUCCGAUCCCCAUAUCCGUGCUAUGAUGAAGGAGAGGAGCGCUAUCUGAAAACUCUUAAAAAGCAAGAUUCCCAGGAGAAAUUCAUAGACAUAGACUAUGUAACAUCCCCUCCUGUCAGUAAAAUCUUUCCAAGUCCCACUAUUGAUCCUUCCUCUCAGAGGUUCUAUCAUGAUGAGGCUGAAAUGCUUGCAGACACCUCAGUUACAAAGUCUUUUGGUGAAGAAGUCGAGCCUCCAGUUCGCAAAACUUUUGUGGAAGAGCGUGAAGCUGCAACAGAUACAGAUGUUUCCUUAAGGAGAAAGGCUAAAGACAAAACCAUGGAAGCUUCUUUGGAUAACUCAUCUUUGAAGAUCUCAGACGAGUCUUUCCUGAGCGCUGCGUCAAAGAAGAUGUCUCGAGAAAGGGGUGAAGCUUCCACGGAUCCUGCACUUAGAAAGGGGUUUUCAGAUGAGUUAGAUUCCGAGUUUCUACCCAGGAAACCGCCAAAAGACGCAGCAGGGGAUUUAACGGACAUCUCAUCGAGGAAUGUCUAUGCAGAAAGGUAUGAUUUACCUCUGGAUGUAAGAAAGAUUCGUUGGACCGAAUUAGAAGACGGACCAAGAAGGAUAUCAAGAGAUAUGAUGGGAGUGUCGGUGGACACAGCCUCAAAAAAGAUGACCAGAGACCAUGCAGAACAUCUGGUUGAAUCCAAGAGGAUUAUGAGAGAUUCCGUGGGGAUAUCACAGGACGCAGGCUCAAGGAAGUUUACUCAGAGUAUAAGAGAACGUCUGCUUGAUUCCUCUGUAAGGGUACUAGCAAGGGACAAAAUGGUUGAGGCUGCCACCAAGAAAAGAUUGCCACCAAGAAAUCUUUCUCUAGAUGAGUUAGAGUAUUGUACAGAAAUCGCCUCAAUGAUGAAGAUGCAUGGAGACCCAUUUGGAGAGUCAUUGACAGAUAUAUCACCAUCAACAGAUAAGCAAGAGUUUGGUUCAGAGUCAUUUAUAAGUAAUGAGAUCCCAAGAAAUGAACCCGAGGGGUCCGCUGCUUCUCUCAGAAAGAGGAUGCCAAGAAUACCAAGAGAUGACAUCAGCGGCUCAGCAGAAGUCUUCUGGGACAGAGUUGAUGCUCCAGUGGACAUACCUAAACAUCUAAAAUGUCGGGAAGAGCUGACAGCACCGGAGGCAAGUUCUUUGCCGUGUCGAAUUGGACAGCCGGACCUCAUGCUAACUUCCCAAGUACCUUGGAAGUCGUCAACAGACCUUUAUUCCAUCGGCCCACUGAGCCGGCUCGUGUACGAUGGCAUCCUCGAAAAGUCGUACAGCUCCAUAGCUUCGACCCCGACCACUCUGUCCGCCUCCACACCCAACCUGCCGGAGAGCAGAGCGAUGGCUGAGGUGGGGUCACCAGUUCCCCCACCCAGAGCUGAGAGCGGAGAUGCCAAGAGCAAAGACAAAAUGAAAAACAAAAAAACCCUAAAGCUAAAAAAUCUUUUUAAGAAGAAGCACGAAUCAGAGGAGCUUCAAAGUGGUCUCCAGAAGCUCUGACAAUCAGCAGGAAAAUUUAAGUUUUAUUGAAUCAGAGGUAGGAGCUUAAGAGCCUCUUUGAUUUCUACUGCACAAGUUCACUUUGCUAUGAGUUUCUAUGUGGAUGUAGAGCGGCCAUCACUAUGUCUGCCUGUAAGGCAACAGAGAAUCAGUUUUCUCUCUGACUGGCUACUCGUUCAGUGCUCUGCUGCCUGCACGCCCACUCAUUGCUGGAAUGUCUUCCCAGCAUGUCCUUGAAUUGAAACAUACUGAAAGUUACAGAAAACAUUGCGUUCUUAACUUUCAAUAUGGCUCUUGGUGACCUACAAGAACAGGAGAGCAGUGGAAAUCAGAGCAGCUAUCCCUCUUGAUACGUUGUUUCAGAAGCCACAAGGACUCCUAAACAGUUUUUUAUGUGGCGUGAGAUCCAAACUAAAACACUUUUGUCACUUUCUGGUUGGAUGUAGGUAGAACGAACACAUGGAUUUGUUUGCAAUUAAUAUAAUUUGCUUCGAUUGUGCCCUUCAUUGUCACAAACAGCCAUUUACUUCGUUACAAACACAGCAUGUAAAGAUGAGCUUUGGCACUUAGUGCUUAGUUUUAGAAAGAAUAGCUGCACUUGGUUUGGUUGAGAAAUCAAAAGACAUUUGGAAGGUUCGAAAUAUAUAUAUUUUUCCUUAAAAAACUCAAUUUUUAUUGUUAGAUGCCAUUUUUACCCUUUGUGUGGAAUUGCCACUUCAGGCUGAGUACUCGUAAACAUAAUUAAUGGCCAGAAACCUUCAGAAACAAACAUCAUAUGAACAUAUUCUGAAGAGGCACAAGUUGGAUACAGAAAACAAAUCCAACAGUUUUAAAGUUCAAAAUGUAUGCUUACAUUUGGUCCAUUUCUUACUGGUUGGAGUUAAAUGCAGGAAGCUGGGUGGAAAAUUUAGCCCUCCUGCAUCACAAUAUCAGUAAGAGAUGUAUAUGUUUCCCCUUUAAAAAAAGAAACCUUUUGAAAAGAAAUAAUAAAAAAAACACCUAAAAAUAUAACGGCCAAAUAAAAGACACUCCAUUGGAACCCAAAAAUUAAGAAAGCAAUGAGGUUGAUUGUUUCUCAUGUUUUUGUAUUUAAAGUGGGUUAUUACUUGGUUGAUAAGUCUUAAACACACAUGGUUGGCGCCAUGUUAUUUUAGAUGCUGAGGAUGCUCGGUUGAGGAAAUAUUAUGUGAUGUGCUAAAAGAUUCCGCUUUUCUGUGUUCCAAAGGCAAUGUUUGAAUUCACUAUCAACCUGAAAUGGAGAUGCAGUGAAAUACGCACUGAUGGCACUCAGAGUUAUAUGCGUCUUCAUAUUCAUUAAGCUUCCAAAAAUACAUUUAUACUGAUCCCAAUUUGAGUUAACAACAUUAAAAUAAACACGUUAGCUUUUAUAAGGCUAUUUAUGAAGUCAGCUGUGAAUAAAAUCAGCGUCGAUAUAGGUGAUGUUCAGAUGUAACAUACAGUGUGUUUUCACACAUGUUGAAAAGGGAUUUCACAUUAGAAAUUUGUAGUUUAUGUUUUGGUCAUUGAAUGAUUUAAAUGCACUCAUAUAGUCGCAUUAAGGCAGUUUCACGAUUUCUUUAGACGUCGAACUGUAUUUCUUUCUUUGCCUUUAUUAUAAAGUAAGAAUGUGCACAAUGAACACGCUCAUGGAUGUGUAUUGGGUUUGAGUUUUUAAGUGCCUUUGAAUAUGUUGGACACUUGAGCUAAGAAAACAACACUUUCCUCAAAGAUAUUUAUUUUACAACAAAGAAAUCAUUCUCAUGGCUUAAUCUCAGUUGUGCUUUGUAGACUACCGUAUUACGCUGGUAUGCUUUAAGAGAAGUCUCUGUUCAGAAGACACAAUCUUUCUGACAACCUUGAAUCACAAUUUUUAAACAGAUAAUUUUGAAAGUUUGUUUUCAAUGUGUGGUUUAUUUACAAAUCCUUCAAAUAGUGAAUUAAUUCUUAUCUAAAAGUCAUUUAAAAAUUACUGUAUGAACUGCAUCCAAUUGACUGUAAUAAUUAAGUUAUGAAUUGAUCUGAAGGAUCCUAUUUUCUUGUGAAAAUCUGAUUUUACAGAUACACACAACAGUUAGCUUGAGAGGGUUUGCAGUUGAGAAAAUGCCAGCCAUAUUAUUUUUUCUUAAAAUAAAGGCAUUUAAAUAAUUUAAAUGCAUGCUUUGAUCCUUGACUAUUUUACUUAUUGCAGGAUUUAUGUCCACGUAGGUGUUAAAACUGAGCCUUUGUUUUCAAUUUCAGAUAAUUCAGAUCUGUUAAGUUUACAGCUGGAUUGGAAUGUAAGUAGAUAUAUAUUUUUUGUAAUUAUUUAUUUCUUUUUCGUCAAGCCUUUACAUUUGUUCUUUCCGUGUCAAUCGGAAACGUUUCAGUGUUAUUUCUGGUCUUAGAAAAUAACAUUUUGAAAUGCUGAAACGGAAUUUGUUUUAGCUGGCUGUCAUUUGUUUAAGUGUUCUAAACCAUGAUGAUGUAAGUAGAAAGUGAUAAAAUUGGUCUUCAAUAAUAAAAAAGUGUUAUUUUAAUGAUUUCAUGCUAAUUCUGUCAUUUGUGAAGGAAAGGCGAAAUUGAGGUGCC
Molecule: messenger RNA, 6749 nt
Organism: Menidia menidia (Atlantic silverside)
Lineage: Eukaryota; Metazoa; Chordata; Actinopteri; Atheriniformes; Atherinopsidae
Source: the annotation of a GenBank genome assembly